Molecule: messenger RNA, 855 nt
Organism: Pyrenophora tritici-repentis Pt-1C-BFP
Lineage: Eukaryota; Fungi; Ascomycota; Dothideomycetes; Pleosporales; Pleosporaceae
Product: Atrophin-1 multi-domain protein
Source: RefSeq, a predicted model, not a curated record
AUGCCGCAAUCCCAUCCCUCCCUCAGCCCCUCCCACAUCUCUUUCAUAACCAGUCAACCUCUCUUCUUCGUCGCCACCGCUCCCUGGGCCGGAUCCCACAUCAACAUCUCAACCAAAGGCCACCUCUCCCGCACCUUCGCCGUGCUCGGCCCCAACACAGUCGCCUACCUCGACGCCACGGGCCCAUCCUGUGAAACAAUAUCGCACAUCUACGAAAACGGGCGUGUAACCCUCCUCUUCUCGUCUUUCUCUGGCGACAAACCGCGUAACAUACGCCUCUUCUGCAAGGGCCGGGUAGUGGAGAAAUGGGAUCCAUACUAUGGCCAACUUCGCGCAAAGAUGGCGACCGAGAAUGGAGAUGAGGUUGAUAUUACAGGUGCGAGGGCGAUUGUGGUGCUGAAAGUGUUGAGUGUGCAGACGAGUUGUGGGGUUAAGAUGCCAGAGGCUGGGGAGGAGGGGGAUGCGGUCAUGUAUGCGGAUCAUGGGGAGGAGGAAGGGGUUGGCGGCGAUGUUACCAUGGAGAGCUGGGCGAGGAAGAUGCUGGAGAAGCAGGAGCUGGGGGAUUAUCAGAAGAGGUAUAACCAUAGGUCGUUGGAUGGGCUGCCGGGUAUGAUGAGUGCGAGGAGGUCGCAUGAUGAGAAUAUUGCGGUCGAGGAUACCAAGGCGUGGUUUAGGAAGGUUAGUAGGCAGCAAGAUGCUGUGGCGCUUGGGGUUGGGUUGGGUAUGCUGCUCAUGUUGCUUUUGAGUUUCGUGGGUAUACUCAGUAUCAAGCCAGUAUUCUUGGAGCAUAUACUCAACUUCCAGCGGAGGCAGAUGGGCGAGCCGGAGGACCAUUCCUGGAAAAGCGAGCUUUAG